Cucurbita moschata (crookneck pumpkin) is the source of this 1598-nucleotide messenger RNA. RefSeq names its product UV-B-induced protein At3g17800, chloroplastic-like. Lineage: Eukaryota; Viridiplantae; Streptophyta; Magnoliopsida; Cucurbitales; Cucurbitaceae. The coding region runs from base 113 to 1381 and encodes 422 amino acids. The transcript has 4 exons. The record is from RefSeq and is a predicted model, not a curated record.
GACGGAUUCGAUAUCCAGUUCUCUCACCCGCCAUUUGGUUCCACUAUUUCUUCUCUGGAACGGUCGGACCACCAUCUUCGUCUAGGGUUUCGCCUUUUUGAAUCGGGCUCGCAUGGAAGCUGCCAUGGCAAGUGUGAUUGGAUCUCCUGUUGGAGCUUUUGCAUGCCUUAAGCCUACCGGCAGAUCGGUAAUCUACGGCAGUGGGCGUGGUUUUGUGUGCCUUCCGUCCCUAUCGCAUGUCCCUACUCGACUAUGCUUUCGGGUUUCUUACUCCAAAUCCUGGAAUAAGAAAUUGGGCUCAGGAAUUAGGAGAAGCAUGGAAGUUAAGGCAUCAAUGGAUGCUCAGUCAUUUGAAUCAGAUGAUCCGAUUGCGCCCCUUCAGUUGGAGUCUCCAAUUGGACAGUUUUUGUCCAAAAUUUUGGUUAGCCACCCUCAUCUUGUCCCAGCUGCUGCUGAGCAACAUCUUGACCAGCUUCAAAUUGACCGUGAUGCUGAGGGGAAUAAGGAGACGUCUAGUUCUGGUACUGAUUUAGUUUUGUACAGGAGAAUCGCUGAGGUCAAGGAAAAUGAAAGGAAAAAGGUUUUAGAAGAAAUCCUAUAUGCUUUGGUUGUACAGAAAUUCAUGGAUGCUAAUGUUCCCCUGAUACCUGCAAUAACCCCUUCAUCUUCUGAUGUAUCUGGUCGAGUUGACACUUGGGCUGCUCAUUAUGAGAGCUUUGAGCAUCUUCACUCGCCUGAAGCUUAUGAAAUGAUUGAGAACCACCUUGCUCUCAUCCUUGGGAACAGGGUUGGUGACACAACCUCAGUAGCACAAAUAAACAAACUCAGGGUCGGCCAGGUCUAUGCCGCUUCAGUGAUAUAUGGCUACUUUCUUAAGCGAGUUGACCAGAGGUUUCAGCUUGAGAAGACUAUGAAAGUUCUUCCAAAAGCAUUGGAUGCAGAAGAUGGUAUAAUUCAGCAAGUUGUGGGAAAGGAUGUGAGACCUCCUAUUGGAAAGAACUCGCCACCUGUUUCACCUCAUCCUGAAAUCUCUUCCUGGCCUGAUCAUGAUGAGAGCAGCCUUGGGGGAUCUGGCCAAAGUACAAAAGCUUCUAGACUGCGAAAUUAUGUCAUGUCCUUUGACGGGGAGACACUUCAGAGAUACGCAACGAUAAGAUCCAAAGAGGCCGUUGGCAUCAUCGAGAAGCACACCGAAGCAUUGUUUGGCAGACCUGAAAUUACUAUAACACCUCAAGGAACCAUCGAUCCUUCCAAAGAGGAACUGUUGAAAAUCAGCUUUGGAGGUUUAAAGGGACUGGUUUUGGAAGCUGUCACUUUUGGAUCUUUCCUCUGGGAUAUCGAAAGCUAUGUCGAUUCAAGGUACCAUUUUGUUGUGAGUUGAACUAAUGUCGUAUUCCUGCCUGAAGUAUGUUGUACUAAUACCAAAUAAUCCGUGCGGAUUACGCUGUAUAUUACUACUUAUGUUAAAUUCUGACUGAAAAACCAUAGAAAUUCAGGGGAAGAGAGUUUCAGUUAGGCUUUACAUGAUCUUUCACAACGUACUUCAAUAGAAUUCAGUUCAAAUUUCUUCCUUUUUCUAUGAAUAGAACGCUUUGAUA